Hevea brasiliensis (rubber tree) is the source of this 1561-nucleotide messenger RNA. Its product is annotated as serine/threonine-protein kinase D6PKL2-like. The coding region runs from base 74 to 1429 and encodes 451 amino acids. Gene Ontology annotation, cellular component: plasma membrane; cytoplasm; nucleus. The record is from RefSeq and is a predicted model, not a curated record. Gene Ontology annotation, biological process: protein phosphorylation. NCBI's taxonomy places the organism in Eukaryota, Viridiplantae, Streptophyta, Magnoliopsida, Malpighiales, Euphorbiaceae. The transcript is spliced from 2 exons. Gene Ontology annotation, molecular function: ATP binding; protein serine/threonine kinase activity.
UCUCAUCCCUGCCCUUCAAAAACCCAUCAAGCCAUUCUCGACGCUUCUCAUUACAACCACUACCGCCACCACCAUGGAACCAUCCCUGGAAGAUCUCACUGAUGACCUUGACGACCUUAGUAUCACCUCCUCCGCCACAACCACCACUACUACUGCUAAUGAAACAAAGCAUAGUACAAGUUCUGCGUCUGAAACCACUUGGACUGUAUCCAACCACUCGUCAACUUCCUCCAAGCCCCACCACGCACCUCCAUGCGAUUCAUGUUGGCAAGCAAUCCUACGUUCCAACUGUGAUAACUCAACCCUAACCCUAGCUGAUCUCCGGUUCGUUCACCGGCUAGGAAGCGGUGACAUAGGGACUGUGUACCUUGUGGAGCUUAAGGGAGGCAAUGGGUGCCUUUUCGCUGCUAAGGUGAUGGACAGGAAGGAAAUAGCAAGCAGGAACAAAGAAACUAGGGCCAGAAUAGAGAGAGAAAUAUUGGAAGUGUUGGAUCAUCCUUUUUUACCUACCUUAUAUGCCACUUUAGACUCUCCUAGAUGGUCUUGUUUGCUGACGGAGUUUUGCCCCGGCGGUGACCUUCAUGUUCUCCGGCAACGGCAACCUGACAAACGUUUCGAUGAAGCUGCCGUCCGGUUUUAUGCAUCUGAAGUUGUGGCCGCAUUGGAAUAUCUUCACAUGAUGGGAAUUAUAUAUCGCGAUCUAAAACCAGAAAAUGUUCUCAUUAGAUCGGACGGUCACAUUAUGCUUACGGAUUUUGAUCUCUCCUUAAAAGAUGAUACUUCAACUUCAACGGCUCAAAUUGUUUCUGAUCAAAACCCGGCGACUGCAGAUUCAAUAAAUGAGUACCCUCCUGAUCCACCUCAAUCCGACAUGUCAUCAUGCAUUCUACCCAAUUGCAUCGUGCCAGCUGUCUCAUGCUUUCAUCCGAAACGUAAACGCAGAAAGAAAUCCAAUCAACGUGGAUCCCUAGAGAUUGUGGCAGAGCCAAUAGACGUUCGGUCAAUGUCAUUCGUUGGGACCCAUGAGUACUUGGCGCCGGAAAUCAUCUCCGGCGAAGGGCAUGGCAAUGCGGUGGAUUGGUGGACCUUGGGCAUAUUCAUAUUUGAAAUGUUGUAUGGUGUGACUCCGUUUAAAGGGGUUGAUCACGAGUUAACCCUAGCCAACAUAGUGGCUCGAGCCUUAGAAUUUCCUAAGGAGCCCAUCGUGCCGGCGACGGCUAAGGAUCUGAUCACACAACUUCUGGUGAAGGACCCUGUAAGACGGUUGGGUUCUACAAUGGGAGCAGCUGCAAUUAAGCAUCACCAAUUUUUUAAUGGAAUUAAUUGGGCAUUAUUAAGAUGCAGAACACCACCUUAUGUUCCUCGAGCAGUAACUCGUCGAAGCAUUAUCACAGAAAAUGCUAGUAAUAAUUCGAUAGAAUAUUACUAGUGAAAAACAAAAUUCUUUGUAUUAUUUUUUUUUAUUUUUUAAUUUUCUUGAGAAAAAAUGUAGGAAAAAAAAAUCAAUGACAUUGUUUAGAUCUCACACAAAAACAAUUCUUUCUCAAAAUAUUUAAAUGAA